UUUCACACGAUCGGCGUUUCUUGCUAGAGACAGCGGUCAUGAUUUGUUGCCCAUCUUUGUAACAAGACGGUUAACAGCUGCGGAUCAUUUUUUGUGCUACCUACAGACAUUUAAGAAUUUAUUUUUGGGACCUUUUUCUUUGUCGAAUGGAUCAAAAUCGAUCCUCCGUUUCGAAUAUUCCAUCUGCUUCCAUCUCAAAAUCGAGUCGACCGUCCAAGAAAUGCAACGAGUAAGACCAUUAGGUUACUGUGGUGCGGUAUCUGCGUAGCAUACUCAGGCGGUUGUUAGGUGUCGUCGUCGUCAUGUCAAGUGUGAUGAGAAGCGACCUACUUGCGGUAAUUGUGUGAGGAGUCAAAGCGAAUGUAGUUAUUCCCAUCACAGUAUACGCUACGAUCAUGUUUCCAGUCGACAGAAACGGGAUGAUAUGUAUACUGAGAUUCAGGAUAUAUCGCAUUGUAUAGAGCAGCUGCUUUUCGAUACGCAAACAAUGCCCAUAUUUGAUGAUGUGGCAAGAUUGAGCCAGAGCUAUGGAUGGGAAGUAACACUUUUGCCUGGUGGUCACAAGCGCAUUAUUACCGAUAUGGAAACGACAUCUGGACUCGCAACCGUCAUACCGAAUUCAGUGCAGGAUAUUUAUCAGGAUACAUGCGCUGAUCAUCUCCCACCGACCAAAUCCAACACCUCAUCACUGCCAUUAAAGCAGUGCCUUCCUCUCAACUAUUACGUCCCGGACAUUCUACGGUCUUGUGUUCUUAGUGAACAAAACGAUUCAUGUCCAUGUCUUUUCACCGUGAUUAUGUCCCCACAAAUACUUCAAUCCUUUACCAACCAUCCGCAGUUUGGCGCCUUGUACGCAUCGACAUCCUCUUGCGCUCACUAUCCUCAAGGCCUCUUCACAAGCCCACCGCCAAACGAAUUUUGUAUGAAACAUUACAGCUCCAGAUUUACGGAUUACAGUUUCUCAAGUUUAUACUGCAGUCUUUUGAGAACGGUGAGGCUGAUCGACACAAACCAGUUGAACCAGGCGUAUGUGGGCAUUGGUGUGACGAUAAGCAAGGCACUUUCACUCGGAUUACAUAAAAGUGCCACAUACCAGCAUCAUGUACAUAAAGCAGAAUGCGAGAUCGAAAGGCGACUCUUCUGGGCCAUAUGGUUACUCGACACGCAAAUGCCGCUUUUACAACAAAGACGGACCUCCUUUCGGCUAAAGGACAUUAGUGUGGAAAAGCCAUCCGUAUGUGAUGGUAUGGCCAUCCAAGACGUCCAUCACACCUAUUGCUUGAGCAGCCUGAUUGAAACACGAUGGCUUCGGGAGCAAAUCCAGGAGAAACUGAAUACAGGCGAUUUGACAAAGAAAACAGAGACGUUGAACCAAAUCACGGACGCUAUGCGCCAACUAAGAAGAUUUUACGAUGCAUUGGAUGACCAAGUCAAAAUACAUACGUUGUGGCAUAGAAAGUCUACAGAAUGGUAUCAUCGAUAUCAAUGUAUCGUGUUAUUGGAGCAUGCAUUCAACUGGAUGCUGUUAUUUGAUCAUUUUUUGCCCGCGAGGCACGAAACCGGGCUUGCUUUUCCGUAUAAUCUGGCUCUUCAAUUUUGCCGUCAAGCGGCUGAUCUGAUAACACUUGUGUUUGAACGUUGGAUUUUCACGCAGUAUGACUGUCAAAGCCGAAUGUUUCUCAGUCAUUUGGGAAAUGCCAUACAAAUGCAUCGAUACAUACUCCAGUGCCGUGGCGCAAGUGUCACUCACUGCCGAAAAGCUUACGCUUCACUGCGGUUCCUCCAUACCCUGAUCAAGAGCACCGACUUGUGCACGUUUGUUCCUGCGCAAUCCAUGCUGCAACUUGUAUCCGACCUUUUAUCAAAAGAAGAAUGGCAAUGUAACAGUAAUGAGGGCAUGGAAACUGACUCGAUAUUGAGGAGAUAUUAUUCUGGUUGGAAACCAUCGGACGAUCCAUUACCCAAAGACGAAAAUGGGUUGCAUAUGCUAGAUUCUGAAGCUACCACAUUACGUACAAUUUCUGACGCAUGGCUGGCCCCACGUUAGUUUCAUUUUGUAACACAAUCUUUCCAAACUACAAACCAUUUUUUUUUUUCACUUUGAACUGGAUUGCAUGAAUCUCCGAAAAAGGCUGUGACUAU
Molecule: messenger RNA, 2142 nt
Organism: Radiomyces spectabilis
Lineage: Eukaryota; Fungi; Mucoromycota; Mucoromycetes; Mucorales; Radiomycetaceae
Exons: 3
Coding region: 425-2047 (540 amino acids)
Biological process (GO): DNA-templated transcription
Molecular function (GO): DNA binding; zinc ion binding
Source: RefSeq, a predicted model, not a curated record